This is a messenger RNA of Thermothielavioides terrestris NRRL 8126, 459 nucleotides long. RefSeq lists its product as uncharacterized. The record is from RefSeq and is a predicted model, not a curated record. NCBI's taxonomy places the organism in Eukaryota, Fungi, Ascomycota, Sordariomycetes, Sordariales, Chaetomiaceae. The coding region runs from base 1 to 459 and encodes 152 amino acids. The transcript is spliced from 2 exons.
AUGGUCACCAUUGAGACCGGCUCUUCCAACAUGCUGGAGUCCCCCAGGGACUGGCCUGAGUGGUAUGCAGAGCUCAAAUGGCACGCUUGGGCGUUAGGGCUUUGGAAGGAAUGCAAUCCGGACCUCCCCGGCAUUGAGGAGGAGGAUGCUGAGCCAGUUGCUCCCACAUACGAUGCCGCACUUGAAAAGCUUCGCAAGCAACGGGCCGCCGAGCACGACGAUUCCAAGGGCGAAGUACCAGAACCUUCCCUGGAAGAGGUGGAUGCUCUGUACGACCGCAUGCGUGAAGACUACAUCAUGCUUGCCACCUUCCGGCAGAACGAGAUCAUGAGACGGCUGGCUCUCAUCAAUUGGAUCAGCCGCUCUGUUUCUCGGCCUCUGCUCAACGCUGCACGCAUCGCCAUUUGGGACAAGAAGCUCGGCAGCAACCGCGCUCUCAUCCGGGUAAGGCAUUCCUAA